UCCUACAUAAUGAAUUUGCUUUGCGGCAUAAUAACCGAGAAAACGAAACAUGGCGGAAGACGGACCAAAACCUGUCGACAUUGACACGAGUCGUUUAGACUCCAAGAGACAAACUCUUGACGAUGCUUACGCUGCUCCUGCCAAUUUUAUUGAAAUAGAUGUCUGUAAUCCUCAAACACAUGGUAUAGGGAACAAAAGAUACACAGAUUAUGAAGUCAGGAUGACGACGAAUCUACCAGUCUUCAAGCAAAAAGAAUCAACGGUACGGCGGAGAUACAGUGACUUUGAGUUUCUCAAGCAAGAGUUAGAACGAGAUAGUAAAAUUGUUGUUCCACCGUUACCAGGCAAAGCUCUUGGUAAACAACUUCCAUUUCUAAAGAAAGGAGACGGUAUAUUUGAGGACGACUUCAUCGAGGACCGGAGGCAAGGUUUAGAGGAUUUUAUUAAUAAGAUUGCGGGACAUCCGCUUGCCCAGAAUGAGAAGAUCCUUCACAUGUUUCUACAAGACAAGGUGCUGGACAAGAAGUAUGUACCAGGCAAAGUCAGGAAUACGUAACCCCCAACCAUGUGCACGAUACAAAUACACAGGCCCAAACAAUUACUCCACCUGUAUGAAUUACUUGUACAAGAAACCUUCAAGAAUUUGAUUGGACUCUGACUUUAUACCUCAGUCACAUUUGCUCUACGGCGGCCUUAUGGCGAGUCGAAAAUGGGCGUUUUAACAUUUUUGUACCAGCUACAUACAGAUGGUUUGAAUAAAACAGCGAGUUGAAAAUGGCUGUUUUAACAUUAUUUGUACCAGCUACAUACAGAUGGUUUGAAUAAAACUGCUAUUGUCGACUCGCUGUAUGGCUGCCGUGGGGGAAAUGCGACUGCUGCAUUAGGUUUUUAGAGUUGCGAUUGAUUGCAACUCUAAAAAUCAUGCGCAACUUGAUUUUCAACCAAUCAACAGUGCGCAUUUGGGACUAGCGAUUGAUUUUUUUGACUUGCGUUUAAACGUAACUCUUUCUGCAACAGACCCCAGAUGAUGACCCCAACCAUCUUUUCGGCUUGCGUUGGUUAUGUUUCUCUCGCUAUCUUACUUUUUAGUAUCGACUGAUUAAAUUGCAUUUGAUUGGGGAUAUUCGGGAUCCUUCAUAAAUGAUAUAUUUGCUCAUGUAAAUAUAGGAGGGGUUACAGUAUUAUACAGGCGCGUAUCCAGCAUCAGAUCCUACAAAGCAUUUCAUCUGCCCAGUUGUCUGCGGACAAUAGUGACUCUAUUAUGGUUUUGCAUGGGCCCAUACAUUUAUUUGUCAUAGUUGAUGCUGAAUACGCUAGUGUUAUACCCAGUGAAGUGUUUCAAAUUAAAAGGCCUAUAAACCUAGUCAUGAGGCCUGCCUAUUUGCAAAAUAAAUACAAGUAGUCUCUGGACAUUCAUAUCUGCUCUUAUGCCUGGAAUACAGAACAAAGUUGUAUUAAACCCAGGUACUAGAUAUUUCAUUAAUUGCACUUCAAAAUAUUUGAUUAGCCACUUUUUGACAGUUCAUCUGUGUAUGUAUAUUAUGUUGAUAGCACUUAUAAUUUUUUUGCAAUGCCGAAUCUGGUCUCAUGACAAUUUAAUAUUCCAGUGGGAAAUAUGCAGAUAAAGUCGGACAUUAUAUAACCUAAUCCUAACCCUCUCCCUACAUCCAGGGGCCCUGUUGCAGAAAGAGUUGCAAUCAAUCGCAACUCUAAAAAUCAUGUGCAACUUGAUUUUCAACCAAUCAACAGCGCGCAUAUGGGACUUGCGAUUAAACGCAACUCUUUCUGCAACGAACCCCUGAUCACAUACACCAUACCACCACCCUAUUAAUCUCUAACCCUAAGUUUGUAUCCAGUUGUAUUACUAUUUAUCUGAUCUAAUUGCCACUUGGUCAAACUAUCCUUUCAUCUAGUGAUCUGGGCCGCCCUCUUACAAAGAAUUACGAUUAAUCCAAUCAACCACAGCUAUGGAAAGCCAACAAUGUCAACAUCUAAAAUACAUGUUUGUUUAGAAUAUUUUCCAGAUAUGAUGUAUAUGUAUACUCGUAUAUUCUUAACUUUUGUUGAAAAAUUCACUAUGAUUCUCUUUGUUUACAAACGACAUUGUGCAAAUUUCCUGAAGAAAAAAUGACGACAUUGAUUAAUUUCCAAAUACUUGAGGUUGAUCGGAUCAAUCAUAACUCUUUGUAAGACGGGACCCUGGUCUUCUACCUUUGACUACUUAUUUUGCUCUUGAAAAAAAUUGAAGUUUUAUUUAUGUACAGUUCUUUUAAUCAUACAGAUUAUUAAAGUGGUUUUACUGUAAGUGGAAAUUUUUACAGCCUAACUGGAAAUAAGAAAAAUCAUGGUAAAUCGCUAAAUGGCAAUUAGACAAAAUGGUUAGAUCAGUUGUUGUAGACCAACUAGGAUUAAACCAUGGCGGGACGAGACUUGGAUAUUAGACCUAACAGGUCCCAAAAGCGAAUAUGGAAACAAAAUUACAAUUUACCAGACACUUGUCUUAAAAAAAGAGAGGAAGGCUUGAGUAACUGUAUCCUCUAAUUGUCUGAGAAACUGAGAAUAUUUUUAUUAUAUAAUUUCAUCUUCAACCAAUGUAAAUGCCAACCCAGCACUGCACAUUUUUUCAUUAGAUUUGAAUUCACACACCAAAUUUCUUUUUUUUAAUACUCUGAGUGCACACCCAGACCAAGUUUCUAGAUUUUUUUUUCUUUUUACUGUAGUGUAUUUAUUAAUGUAAUUUGAUUUGUUCUAUUAUAAUCAUUUGUCAAUGGUGAAAUAGAGAAGAAACUUAUUUUUGUACAAAAGCACUUGCAUCAGCUAGCUGGAAUUCUUUUGCCUCUAAUUCAAGCACUCACUUGUUGAUGUAAGCAGUGUGAUGUACAAAUACGAAUGGUUGUUAACAAUGUAUAAAAAAAAGAUGAUUAUGCAUAAUAGUGUUUAUAUAUCAGUGUGAAAUGAUUAUGAUUAUGAAAUGUGUUAUUUUUCUCUAAGAAUGUAUAGUUUGUGUGUUGUGUUCGGUAUAUCAUGAUUAAUGUACGUCUUCAAAUUCUGGGUUUAUUUUUUUGUGGAACUAACGUGUAUGGUCACUUUCUCAAGACGUGUAUUUUUUUUUUGCAUGUAAAUGUAUACUUUGUAUUAAAGGGAUGGUCUGGGCGGAAAAUAUUUACAUCUAAAUAAAUAAGAGUAAAAUUCACAGAGCAAAAUGCUGAAAAUUUCAUCAAAAUCAGAUAACAAGGAACAAAGUUAUUGAAUUUUAAAGUUUCUCAAUAUUUUGUGAAAAAGGUUAUAUGCACAUUGUUGUGAAUAUUCAUUAGGUGGGCUGAUGAUGUCACAUCUCCACUUUCCUUUUUCUUAUGUUACGUUACAUGAUUGUUUCACUUUUUCUGUAAAUGUGAAAAUGACGUGUCCUCAUUAUGCUGAAAUAAGUUGCGGCCAUAAAUAACUAAUGCACUUUAAUCAGUUGUCAAUCCAAUUGUUUUAGUUUUUGGUAGAAAAUGUUUUUAAUAAAUCAAAUUUCCUACAAAAAGCAAGUGGGGAUAUGACAUCAGCCCACCUAGUGAAUAUUUAUAUAAUAUUGACUGGCCUUGAGGGAGAUACCAAAUAUAUUUCCAAAACUAGUCUCAUAUUGCCCCGAGUCGCAGACGAGGGCAAUAUGGGUCUAGUGAGGGAAAUAUUUUUGGUAUCUCCCGAAAGUAACGCCAGUCAAUAUUAUUAUUAUUACCUGUUACCUCUUUCUGGUACAUUAAAUUAACAUAUUGAUAGAUUAUAUAACUAAAUUGUUGGACUUACCUUGGUCAAACCUCUAGUGUCAAUUCUGCACUUUACCAUUAUGACGUACUUACAAGUGCUCGGAUCCAGCGUUGUCUUUAUUAUGACGUAUAUUGUUGGUGCGCGGAUCCUUAUGAAGCGUAUCUCUAUACGCAUCCACAAAUGCGCUGGGGAUUGAUGAGCUCGGAAUACGGAUAUUAUGGACCGCUAAUUAUUGUAUGUAGGUGUAGUAGGAAAAUUACUCUUCGGGGAGGAGGGGUGUACGAUUAUGGUCACUCGUCAUUCAGCUGAUCGCUGACCGAGCCAUUGAGACGUAGUUUAUGUUGAGUUAAUCAGUUAGACAGACAAAAUACGCGUUUAUAUCAUGUCUCUAAAAUGCCUCAUUCAGGUAAUAAUCAUGAAGACAUGCCUAGAAUUGUUUCACUGCAAUAAUGCAAAUCCUUAAAAUUCAAUAAC
Lytechinus variegatus (green sea urchin) is the source of this 4224-nucleotide messenger RNA. Its product is annotated as sorting nexin-12-like. Gene Ontology annotation, cellular component: retromer complex; early endosome membrane. Gene Ontology annotation, biological process: endocytic recycling; late endosome to Golgi transport. NCBI's taxonomy places the organism in Eukaryota, Metazoa, Echinodermata, Echinoidea, Temnopleuroida, Toxopneustidae. Gene Ontology annotation, molecular function: phosphatidylinositol-3-phosphate binding. The record is from RefSeq and is a predicted model, not a curated record.